AUGAAGUGGAGUAGCUUCAUUCAGAAAGUGAUCUUCCUGUCUCUCACUGGGCCUGGCAUUGGAGGGAAUUUCUUUCUGUUUGUGAAGCAUGUGUACAUGAUUGUUACAGCUCCUGGGAAAAAGCCUACAGACCUUAUUCUCAUCCACCUGGCUUUAAGUAACACCAUGACACUCUGUGCCAAAGUAAUCUCAGUUACAUUACCAACUUUUCUUCUCAGUAACAUCCUAGGCAAUAUUAUUUGUAAAGCCAUAAUUUACCAGAACAGGGUGGCUCGAAGUCUCUCCAUCUGCACCACCUGCCUCCUCAGUGUAGUCCAGGCCAUCACCAUCAGUCCCAGGAACACCUGGUGGAGAAAGCUCAAACCACACACUGCAUGGCAGGUGCUUCCCUACCUCCUCCUCGUCUGGGUCUUUAGCCUUCUCAUAAGCUCUAACUUGCUCCACUACAUCACAGCUGUCAACAGCAUGAAUGGGUCUAAUGUUGGAAUGUAUGUUGUCUAUUGCUACAUGCAGCCAGCUCCACAAAUGGUCAGGUGGCUCUUCCUCUGCCUCAUGGCUCUCCGGGACCUCAUCUUUCAGAGUCUCAUGGGCUGGAGCAGUGUGUACAUGGCUCUGUAUCUGUACAAACAUCACAGGCGUGUCCUCUACCUCCAGAGCUCCAGGUGUGCCAAACAUCCCAGCCCAGAGACCAGGGCUACUCGGAGUACUCUCCUUCUCAUGACCUUUUAUUGGACAGAUUUCAUUUUCUCGUUCUAUAUAGGGAGCACCUUGACAGAGGACUCCGUAUUACUAAAUAUCCAAAUGGUUGUUGACCUGGGUUAUGCCAGUCUGAGCCCCUUUGUCCUGAUCAACAGGGAUGCCAACCUGGUUAACUGCUGGCACAUUCACUGGGAAGCAGAGAUAAUAUUUUCCAUGCUAACUUGUCCAGUAAUGAACAGCAUUAUUUCAUGA
Molecule: messenger RNA, 951 nt
Organism: Ochotona princeps (American pika)
Lineage: Eukaryota; Metazoa; Chordata; Mammalia; Lagomorpha; Ochotonidae
Product: putative vomeronasal receptor-like protein 4
Exons: 1
Coding region: 1-951 (316 amino acids)
Biological process (GO): G protein-coupled receptor signaling pathway
Cellular component (GO): membrane
Molecular function (GO): pheromone receptor activity
Source: RefSeq, a predicted model, not a curated record